GUAGAUCCCCACCCCCUCCUAAUUUUCAAUCUGUUUCCUUCUCUAUCCCCAUCCCCAACCCCUUUUUCCUCUCCCAACCUUUACCUUUUCCUUCUUCAUCCCCAAUCCGACCCCUUUUCCUCCUCCAACCCUUCCCCUUCUACUUCCCCAACUUGAUAUCAUUCCUCUUCCUCUUCUUCUUUAUAAUUUGAUGCCCUCCUUCUCCUCCUUUUCAACUAUAAUCUCACACUCACAAGAGCUCUUCUCAAUCUUUGCUGUUGCCGCCUCUCGUGGGCCUCCGUUUCGCUGCUGCCAUUGUUUGCUUGCCUCCAUUUUCGCUCGGUUUUUCUCUUCUCUCUUCUGGCACGGUUCUCUCUCUCAACCAUGAAGAGGCAAAGAACAUAUUUUUUCUGUGGUUUUCUUCGGAUGUGGUUCGGUCUCCAUGGCAACCUCUCAUUAAAUGUAAUGGAAAAAUGAAUUGUGACCUGAAAUGAAAUUUCACUUGUAUAAUAUUAGGAAUUGAAAUUAAUGGUUUAUAAGCUCCUCCGCAGUCGAUUGGUUUAUAAGAAUUAUUUAUAGCCAGUGAUAAAUUAACGGCUUUGGAAAUGAAGUCAAAGUUGUAUAUAUAAUGAAAAAGGCCCUCAAAAGUGGAGAGAUCAGCAAGAGAAGAAAAAGAAAAGUCUGUAAAAUUGUAUAAUGUUUCAAUCAAUGGCGUCGUCUACGUACACCAAAGCCGUGUUUCCUUCGAGUACGAGAUCAGCAUCAACAUCGCUUGCCUCAUUAACCACCAAAAACCCCUUCCUGAGAGUCUCAUCAUUAUCUGGUUCUCGUUGCGCUUCUUGUUAUUGCCAGCGCGCGUGUGCCUCGGUGGUGAACGUCACCAGUGUGUUGAAGACGGCGGACUCGAAAUCUUCGUCCGCAACAAGCAGCAAGGAUCUGUCCCCUCAUGGUUCAAAACCCACCAUAUUGGUGUCGGAGAAGCUAGGAGAGGCGGGGCUGCAACUGCUACGUGAGGUCGGGGAGGUGGAGUGCGCAUACGACCUGUCACCGGAGCAGCUGUGCAACAAGAUCUCGUCGUGUGAUGCGCUGAUAGUGAGGAGCGCCACCAAGGUGACCAGGCAGGUCUUCGAAGCUUCCAAAGGAAGGCUGAAGGUUGUCGGCAGAGCAGGUGUCGGCAUUGACAAUGUCGAUCUUCAAGCUGCAACCGAAUACGGCUGCCUUGUAGUCAACGCCCCCACCGCCAACACCAUUGCAGCUGCUGAGCAUGGCAUUGCUCUCCUUGCUGCCAUGGCAAGGAACGUUGCCCAAGCCGACGCCUCCAUCAAAGCCGGGAAAUGGCAAAGAAACAAGUAUGUGGGAGUAUCGAUGGUUGGGAAGACGUUAGCAGUGAUGGGGUUUGGAAAAGUUGGGUCUGAGGUGGCGAGGCGAGCGAAAGGGUUGGGAAUGAAUGUGAUUGCACAUGAUCCUUAUGCCCCGGCAGACAGGGCCCGUGCUGUUGGGGUGGAAUUGGUGUCAUUUGAGAAUGCCAUCGCCGCCGCAGACUUCAUCUCUCUGCACAUGCCGCUUACCGCAACUACUAAGAAGAUCUUCAACGACGCCACUUUUGCAAAGAUGAAGAAAGGAGUCCGCAUCAUCAAUGUUGCUAGAGGUGGUGUAAUCGAUGAAGAUGCCCUGGUCAAAGCCCUUGACGCCGGAACAGUUGCCCAGGCGGCACUCGACGUCUUCGCGGAGGAGCCCCCACCAAAAGAUAGCAAGCUAGUGAAACACGAGAACGUAACGGUGACGCCUCAUCUGGGAGCCAGCACAAAAGAGGCACAGGAGGGUGUGGCAAUCGAGAUAGCAGAGGCUGUUGUUGGAGCACUGAGGGGGGAGCUGUCGGCAACUGCAGUGAAUGCUCCCAUGGUUGCUCCUGAGGUGGUGUCAGAGCUGGCACCAUACGUAUUGCUAGCUGAGAAGCUUGGGAGACUUGCGGUGCAGUUGGUGUCCGGAGGGAAAGGCAUCAAGGCCGUGAAGGUGGUGUACCGAUCAGCGAGAGGACACGAUGACCUGGACACCAGACUCCUCAGAGCCAUGAUCACAAAGGGCAUCAUCGAGCCCAUAUCAAAUUCAAUUGUCAACAUUGUGAAUGCGGACUUCACCGCCAAGGAGAAGGGGCUCCGCAUAAGCGAGGAGAGGAUAGUGGUUGACUCAUCGCCGGAGCUGCCCCUGGAUUCCAUUCAGGUUCAGAUCUCGAAUGUCGAGUCCAAAUUUGCGAGCGCUGUGAAGGUAAACGGUGAGAUCAGCAUCGAGGGGAAAGUGAAGGAUGGGAUGCCGCACCUUACGUGCGUUGGGUCCUUCGGUGUGGAUGUGAGCUUGGAAGGGAACCUCAUCCUUUGCCGCCAGAUCGAUCAGCCAGGGAUGAUUGGUCGCGUCGGAAACAUACUGGCUGACCACAAUGUCAAUGUUAGCUUCAUGAGCGUUGGAAGGACUUCCCGUGGGAAGAUGGCUAUCAUGGCCAUUGGCGUCGAUGAAGAACCAAACAAAGUUGCUCUUGAAAACAUCGGCUCCGUUUCUGCUAUCGAGGAGUUUGUUUUUCUCAAACUUUAGUUCUCCUAGCCAACACUUACUACUUGUGUGUAUAAUACAAUAAUGUGCACGCCUGCAUGCAUGCACUUCUUCCCCGGCCCCUUGUUUAUGCGACAAGUUUAGUUUCUCCAUAUACCUUUGCUUCUAGCUAGA
Molecule: messenger RNA, 2697 nt
Organism: Arachis stenosperma
Lineage: Eukaryota; Viridiplantae; Streptophyta; Magnoliopsida; Fabales; Fabaceae
Product: D-3-phosphoglycerate dehydrogenase 2, chloroplastic-like
Exons: 3
Coding region: 676-2565 (629 amino acids)
Biological process (GO): L-serine biosynthetic process
Molecular function (GO): phosphoglycerate dehydrogenase activity; NAD binding
Source: RefSeq, a predicted model, not a curated record